Messenger RNA from Pseudomassariella vexata, 1608 nucleotides. RefSeq lists its product as uncharacterized. NCBI's taxonomy places the organism in Eukaryota, Fungi, Ascomycota, Sordariomycetes, Amphisphaeriales, Pseudomassariaceae. The transcript has 6 exons. The record is from RefSeq and is a predicted model, not a curated record. The coding region runs from base 1 to 1608 and encodes 535 amino acids.
AUGGGAUCCUCUCAAGCAACAAGCUCACAUCUAUCUCUUCCUUAUCAUUGGGACCCUGAGUUUAGCACACGCCGGAAUCUGCGCUACCAGGAUCAGAACAAGCCAUACGUCGUGUGGCAACGCGAUAUCAAUCCAGGGCUCAACACCAUAGCUCUGUUUAUGAACCAUGACGAUUCAGAUCCAUGUCCUUAUCAAGCAAACUCUAAAGUCUUCAACUUUUGCCCAGCGGCGAGAUGCGUCGAGGCGUUCCGGAGUGGUGGCAACGACCUAAAAAAGCCGAUUGCCUUGCUUUCAGACAGCGAGUCGACUCUGAAAUCGAGGCAUUAUAAAAAGGCACUCACAGCUGAGGAGCUAUACGAAGCUUUGAAUAAGCCGUGGAGUGUGCUUGCACUGGCUGCUACUGCAAACAAUCACGAGGCUUACGUGCUAAGAGACUUCAUUUACCACCACUUGGCAUUUUCCGCGAUGAUUCGAGUCGAACUUCCCUCUGAAGGACUUAGUACUUUCGCCUUAUGCUUCCAUCUGCCAUUCUACGCUCUGAGGAAUUGCAAACGCGCAGAUAAACGGAAAUGGCCGGACCAGCAACCCUUAAGACAGGUCGAAGACGUAAGCUUUGUCAAAUCUCCAGCAGGAAACAACCUCAAUUCUGCCCCUAAGCAAGACCAUCUCCACGAAGCACAAAUAUCAUGCGUCGUGACGGGAUGGGACGAGACUGUGUGGGAGGCAUACUUCUUCAUUGAUCUCUACUAUGACGAAGAAACGGCGGAGAAUAUAGAAGACUACGAAGGGCAAAUGAAGCAACUUCCAGAACAGCUUGACGCAGAUCCUCUAAUGAAGGGCACAUUUGUUGGGUCGGCGAGGAGCUGUGUUCGGAAGCCAAGGGAAUAUUUCUUGAAUAUCCUACGAGUUCGAGUCAGGCAAGUCAAGAAGGAAUGGCGCUAUGUCGUGACAAGGAUGGAAGAAGACAUCAAAGUAGGGAAAAGAUUCUAUUCACCAUGUUCCCAGCUGGACGGUCAGGUUCGACCCAUCCGCUUUGACGCCAAGGAUGCGCGAUCGACACGCAAGAAGUUCCUGCAUUGGACCGACAAGGUCAUCGAGCUGCUGAGAAAGCUCAUAGAGAAACUGGACGAGACGGUAGAGGCUAGGGAGAAGUUCAAUGCUGGCAGCAUCGGCUACUUCUACGCACCUGGAGCAUCGACGAAUAUUUCCAAGACUGACCAUAAGACUCUCAUCUGCAUUAAUGAAGAUUUUGCAGAGUUGGCUGGACUACUUCGGAAGCUCGAACUGCUGAAGGACAAGAUUUGCGAGGAUAUCCCUCGAGAUAUUUCGUUGCAGUUUGCUCAUGAGAACAACGAAUCGGCGAUAUUCCAACAGGCCACGGCACGCGAUGUCAAAGUGCUCACAUGGGUAACCUUCCAUUCGAUUCCCUUCGCGCUCGUUGCCGCCCUACUCAGCACAAGAGCUGGGUUCCUACCCCUGCCAGAGAAUCCAUGGUCACUAAUCAUCUCACUGCUAAUAAUGGAGAUCAUUGUAUGGGUAACUUUAAUGCUGUAUCGAUUGGACAUGGAGUGGACGGUGCUGUCGAGUACAGUCGGUUCUUUCAGCUAG